This is a messenger RNA of Linderina pennispora, 1234 nucleotides long. RefSeq lists its product as uncharacterized. The transcript has a single exon. Lineage: Eukaryota; Fungi; Kickxellomycota; Kickxellomycetes; Kickxellales; Kickxellaceae. The record is from RefSeq and is a predicted model, not a curated record. The coding region runs from base 69 to 1226 and encodes 385 amino acids.
CUCAGUCCAGUUUCUCUCCCAUCAACACACUCACGCACUUGUUCAUAUCGCUACAUAGAACACGCCAGAUGUUGGUCAAGGUUGCUACCUCAGUCCUCUGCUAUGCCGCCAUUGCCAGUGCUCAGCACCGUUGGAAUGGACGAGCAGGCAUCUCCACUAAGACUCCAUCGAUAGAGCCAGCAACUGCUAAUACUGCUGCGCCAGCAGUCUCUAUCAUCAGUGCUCCAAAAACCACCCACGCCCCCUUACCUGCUGUUGAGACGACUCCUGUGUCCCCAAAUGCCCCAGCAGAUGCCCCAAUACCCACCCUACCUGCCGCACCCGACAACAUGUUCCCCGACUACCGCCCAUACUACGGCGGUGGGUACCACUAUCCCGAUCCGGUUACAAACACACUCCGAACCGAGAUCUUCUCGACCUCUGACCUGAACCCGCUGGCACAGUAUGAGAGCCGCGACGUCACUGAAAUCAGCACUAUCGUUAUCCACCCGGCAGUGCCCACAAGCUGGGCUGCUUCCGACUUGCCACCAAUAAGCUAUCCCUCCAAGCCAGCUGGCCUGAACGAUGACGAGCAUCCCGAGACACAGCAGAGCAUGUUGGCCAAGCGCCAGUACUUCACGCCUACCACAUACACAAACUACCAUUCAGUCGACUACACCAAAACCGAGGUCGUUGGCCCCAUCUCUGUGUCAACCCAGAUAGAUAUCGUCAAUGCCCACCACGAGACCACGAUCGUGCCACCAGGUGCCAAUAUUGCUGACCCACCAUCGUCGACAAGCAAGCAGGCUGUCCCACGGCCACCGAUCAGAAAGGGUGUCUUGGAGCCGCAGGAACUGCGUAAGCGUUGGUACGGGUUUGAGAGCACAAUUACAAACUGGAUUAGCCACGCGACCUACUCGACGGUGAUCGUGGGCUCGCCAGUGAUGAUAGAAGAACGCACCAAUACCGAGUACUGGGACCAGGCUGUGUCCCCACCCAGCCUAUUCGCCACGCCCCCAUCAUCUCUCGCUGUAACCCUGUCACAGCCCACACCUACCAAGCCGAACCGGGUCAAACGCUACUAUGGCGACUCCACAGUCACCAACAGCGUAUAUGACGUUACGCGCGUCAGCAAAGUGCUGGACAAGGACAUUUCGACAGUAACAUAUAUUGUCAACGACUCUGUUGUCACCACUAUCGUUAACCCGGUGCACUCAAGCUCCAACUACUACCCGUACUAUCCAUAAAUUGCAAC